GUACUAAUCUGCUGCUGCAUCUUUGCCCAACAAUUGUUCAGUUGUGCUACGAUGAUGCAGUGGAGGGGCUCGAGAGUUUUUGGUUGUCUGAUUGUCUCCCUGCAGUGCCAGUGAUGACGACAAAAUCGAGCAGGAAUUUACAGGAGGACAGACGCAGAUCGAAGCUGCCACUCUUUUCAGCUGGCGCAAAUCACAGGGCUAAUCUCCCCGCGCUUCGUUAAUUGGUCGGUUGGCUUCUUCUUCGCCGCCGGCGAGAUGGGACAUGUUUUUGCUGACCGGCCGCCCGGUGCUGACCGGAGAUGUUUUCGUCUUGGUCUGGUGCCGGCCGGGAAUCCGACGAUUCGGUAGAGGCGAAGUGGAAUCCGUCGUGAGGGCUGUUGCUCUUCCGGCUUGGGUGCAAGGAGGAGGUGGCCGGCUGCCGGUGGCGCAAGCGCCGGAGGACGAGCCGACGGGGGCCAGACCGAGAACCAGGCCAGGGGGAAUUUUAUAAAUUUCCUAUCCGAAUCAGGGGGGUAUGGGCAUAUAUUCGGAUUGCGAUUAAUAGUCGCCAUCCAAAUAAAGGGGUAUUUGCAUAUAUUCGGAUCGCGGGGCGCUCCGGGCCGGCGACAGAGUACCCGGCGAGGCCGUGCGCUCGCCGGCGGCCGCCUCCGCUAGCCCCGUCGCAAAGCAUCCGCGCUCAUCUCCGUCACACCCACACGCAUAGCCGCUGCCUUGGCUGAGCAAUGCAAGGUAAGAUUCAUUCUUUUGCCAUUCAGAGGGAGACAGAGAAAGGAAUCGGGAGACAGAGGGAUGGCGGAGGACGAACAGGCAUCGCCGUAGGGGGUAGCAGCAAAGACCAACGGAGUGAAGAAUCAACUCGGAGUGGAGAAUGCAGCCCGGGCCGGCGGACGGCGGCGGCGCCGACGCUCCGUUUUGCGCGCGGUGGAAGAUAGGGGCGGGAUGAGCGAGAUAACUCGAUUCAGGCAGGGUGGACUGUCCGAGGCGGAGGAGCUCAAUCCGAUGAUGUGAGAGGAGCUCGAUUUGCUGAUCUCCCCGGCAAGGUUCGAUUUGAUGUCUCGCCGUUGCCGGCGUCAAUCUUCACCUCCAGGAUACAUGGGAAUUUUGGAGGCAAUAGCAUGGAAAUCUAAAAAUCCCUCUGUACUAUUUUCUCGAAAAAAUGCCUCUGUGCUAUUGGAGUAGAGGUACUUGUUUAUACUGUCAGAUACAAAUGGCUGCUUCACUUCAGUUAGUCUUACUUGUCAAGUAUUUAUGUUAAAAAUAACAUAUUUUCAUGCUAGAACAGGUAGAAGGAGAAGGCUAUGUAAAAGCCUACUAGGCUACUAGCACAAUGUUUUCAUGUACAAGUAUGAUGUACAGUAACAAGUAACAACCAACAAUACCCUCACCCUUUUUGGCUGUGUAAUGAGUCUUCUUAGACCCUUCUCUUCUUGUUUAUAUAAUUCUAUGUAGCUCUCCUUUGUGUUCAAGAAAAAUAAAACAACCUACAAUAUCACCAUCUUAGGGAAACAACAUGAAUCGCAAUAUGGUUGCUUAUCAUGUACAGAAGAUGUAAAUAAACCAACUUGAAUCUUCCUCUUAUGACCCUGCUUAUUUCCUGGUAACAUUACAAUCAAACUCAACAAUCUGUGAGCUAUAUAUGUACUUCUGAUAUGGAGGCAGUGAGAUUCCCAAACUAGGAUGUCAAAUGUGCCAUGGGGUCUGACACUUCCAGUCCCAGUAAGAAUACCAUGCCAAAGUAAUUUUGUGUGCUUCUUCGUUCACAUGUGCUUUCCUGUCUUGGCUGUGAAUUACACAGCAUUGGGUAGAAUCAACUGCUCUCUGAAGGAAUAUAUAAUCAUUGUCUAUUCUAAAAUCACUUGGACUUUUACUAAAUGCAGGUUCAUUUUGCCUUUGCCUUAUGUUAUCCCUUAAGCAUCCAAUAAUCCUGUUUUCUGCACAUUAAAACUAUAUUUUAGGCUCCUAGCUAUUUGUUUUAAAAAUGAAAGGUCCAGUGAAUGCAUUUUAUACGCCUUGGUCAAAGUCGAAGUACUCAUCAAAUAUUGCCUUUGCUACGGAUGCCAGCUUUUGUUGUUCUUCAGGAUCUGUGCUUCCAAAUACAAGCUUUUGUUGCUCUUCAGGAUCUAUGCUUCCAAAUACAAGCACCCUAAAGAAGUACCAAUAUGCCUCUCAUAGUUGGUUCUCGGUGGAAAGUUGAACAAGUCCAACUUCAUUCAUAGUCGUCAAUGACGGGCUGUGGAAAUGGCACAGAGGUCGGUUGCUGCUGGUGAUCUCCGAUAGCACCGUUGAGAAGGAAUGGCCUGUUUAGAAUGCUAGAAGGAAAAGAUGUAGUAGCAGGAAACAUGCAUGCCAUGUUUCAACUUUCGAGUACUUAUUGAGAAGAAAGGACUGCACUCCUUACAGGAAGGGACUGCAAUGGAGAAAGGAUGACCAACAUGUGCAUUUCAUUAUGUGAAAAGCUCCUGGGUGAACUAGCCUCUAGAUCCAUAAAUUUCUUCAUCAGCAAAAGCUCCAAGCCAAGGGUGCUGGAUGUGGAGGACAGCCUGCAAAGGGCUCUCCUCCAGGCGCAGGUUAUCAUCGAUGAGGUUACAGGACGCCACAUCACGAACCAAGCUAUGCUCCAGCAGCUGGACAUGCUGAGAGAUGCCAUGUACCAAGGCUGUUACAAACUUGACACCUUCAGAUACCAAUCCCACGAUGAGAAGUAUGCCGAAGAUCAGGUUGUGAGUCAUUCUUCUUCUCUGUUGAAACUAAAUUCCCUAAAAGGAAUCUUUUCGUGCAAAACAAAGACACAGAUUUUGGAACAGCUGGAAGAUGCCCUUGACAAUUUGAGCUCUAUGAUCCUUGAUGUGAAAGAGCUGGUUGUGUUCUUGACGGGCUACCCUCGCCUCUACCACCAGCCAUAUAACAUGCAUCUACUGCUGAGCAACUGCAUGUUUGGCCGCCAGAUGGAAGCAGAGCUUGUCCUCAACUUCCUAUUACACACACAACCUAACGGUGUUGAAGAAUUGGAGGUCCUGCCAGUUGUCGGUCCUGGCAAAGUUGGCAAGAGCACCCUUGUGGCACACGUUUGCAGUGAUGAAAGAGUCCGUGAUCAUUUUUCAGAAAUUGUGUUCGUGAGUGACCAUGAUUCCAAAGAUGAAGAGUUAACCCAUCUUUGGGAAAGAUGUGUGAAGAAAUGUCAAAAUUCCAGGCCAAGCAAAUAUAGGAGAACGCUAGUUGUUGCUGAGGUGGCUGGAGACAUCAAUGAAAGCGAGUGGAAGAGGCUGUAUGCUGCUUCCAGACGGUGUAUGACAAUUGGCAGUAAAAUCAUAAUCACAAGCCGGUCUGACAAGAUCGCAAAGCUUGGAACGACGAGGGCAGUGACACUGAAAUAUCUAUCAGAGGAAGCAUACUGGUACUUCUUCAAAACACAUGCGUUUGGAAGCACAGAUCCCACGAUGCACCCAAGGAUGGCAUACGUAGCCAUGGAGAUAGCCAGGAUGUCGAAUCGAUCUCUCCUUAGUGCAACAAUCACUGCCUGUUUGCUGAGGGACAACUUUGACAUCCACUUUUGGUGCAAGCUUUUGGCUUUUUUGAGACGUUUCAUCAAGUGGCAUGCCUCCAGUUUUGGUGAGCAUCCAGGUGAUGCUCUGAACCAAAAUAAACCUGCACAUCUUUGGAGUAUGGUUAGAACUUCUAAAGAGAUAGUGGUUCAUCAUCAGUAUGAUUGCUCUUCACAAGAGGAGGUCCCAAAGAUAUCAUUGGCGAGUGUGAUGUAUGGAGGCGUUAAGCCUCCUUCUGGGAAGUUUGAAGCCAUAGUAUAGAGGUCCCCAAUACCGCCCUGCUACAACUAUAUCUAUACUUGUGAGGUUCGGGAUCUGAAAACUGGAGCUGUUAAGAGGAAGCGUUCUUAAUUCUGUCAUUUGCAUGUAGGUGAAUAUCUGUUGCAUGGUUUGAUUGGGCCUCACUACUCAUCACAAGUUAUAAUUAUAUAGUAAACAAUAAUGGUCUUGCCAUCUGUUUGCAAGUUA
Molecule: messenger RNA, 4010 nt
Organism: Setaria italica (foxtail millet)
Lineage: Eukaryota; Viridiplantae; Streptophyta; Magnoliopsida; Poales; Poaceae
Product: disease resistance protein RGA2
Exons: 4
Coding region: 2424-3803 (459 amino acids)
Molecular function (GO): ADP binding
Source: RefSeq, a predicted model, not a curated record